GGUGCGGCGGGAAGGAGCGCGGGGCCGAGCGGAGCGCGCACCUUCGCCAGCAGCUCUCUGCACCCGGCUCCCUUCGGCGGUCCCAGGUUAGUGUGACCUUAACUCAAGGAAAAAGUGGGAUAUCAUGGCAUCUAUCUGGGUUGGACACCGAGGAACAAUAAGAGAUUAUCCCGGCUUUAGCCCAUCUGCAGAUGCUGAAGCUUUUCGUAAGGCAAUCAGAGGAAUUGGAACUGAUGAGAAAACACUCAUCAGCAUUCACGAGAGAUCAAAUGCACAGCGGCAGCUGAUUGUCAAGGAAUAUCAAGCAGCAUAUGAAAAGGAGCUGAAAGAUGACUUGAAGGGUGAUCUCUCUGGCCACUUUAAGCAUGUCAUGAUGGCUCUUGUGACUCCACCAGCUGUGUUUGAUGCGAAGCAGCUGAAGAAAUCCAUGAAGGGCACUGGAACAGAUGAAGAUGCUUUGAUUGAAAUCUUAACUACCAGGACAAGUAGACAAAUAAAAGAGAUCUCUCAAGCUUAUUACACAGUAUAUAAGAAGAGCCUUGGAGAUGAUAUUAGUUCUGAAACAUCUGGUGACUUCCGGAAAGCUCUGCUGACUUUGGCAGAUGGUAGAAGAGAUGAAAGUCUGAAGGUAGAUGAACAUCUGGCCAAAAAAGAUGCCCAGAUUCUCUAUAAUGCUGGUGAGAACAAAUGGGGAACGGAUGAAGAUAAAUUCACUGAAAUUCUGUGUUUAAGGAUUCCUCAACUGAAACUAACAUUUGAUGAAUACAGAAAUAUUAGCCAGAAGGACAUCGAGGACAGCAUUAAAGGAGAGUUGUCUGGGCAUUUUGAAGACUUAUUGCUGGCCAUAGUUCAUUGUGUGAGGAAUACUCCUGCCUUUUUAGCUGAAAGACUGCAUCAGUCUUUGAAGGGUGCUGGAACUGAUGAAUUUACUCUGAACCGAAUCAUGGUUUCCAGGUCAGAAAUUGACCUUUUGGACAUUCGACACGAAUUCAAGAAGCAUUGUGGCUAUUCCCUGUAUUCAGCAAUUAAAUCAGACACUUCUGGAGACUAUGGAAUCACGCUCUUAAAGAUCUGUGGUGGAGAUGAUUAAGUGAAGAAGACUCUCCCAAGGCUGCUGGCUUCUGUGAAGAGCUUUGCUAACAAUUCCAUUUGCUUCUUUUUCAUAGUAUUUAAAAGUACAAGCAAGUGUAAAAUAGCAACUUGUUUGCCUAACAGAUAUUUUCAUUGUUCCAUAACAACAACAAAGCAAAAGUGAUUAUUUUAGAACAGCUUAUUCCUAUUGUAGGAGCUUAUAAAUGAAAUUUAAAAUAGGAUCUGCUAACAUUAUCCAAAUGAUGUUUCUAGUUAGGAAGUCAGAAUCUGUAUAAUAAAAAUUGUUGCCUUUGUUAAACGUAAUUUGUCUGCUUGUUUUUAGAGUCAUCCAACCUUCAUGUUGCCAGUGUCAACAACUAAUGAUAUUUUACAGCAGGUAUUUGUUAU
Molecule: messenger RNA, 1479 nt
Organism: Castor canadensis (American beaver)
Lineage: Eukaryota; Metazoa; Chordata; Mammalia; Rodentia; Castoridae
Gene: Anxa3
Product: annexin A3
Cellular component (GO): nucleus; plasma membrane; cytoplasm
Molecular function (GO): phosphatidylserine binding; phospholipase inhibitor activity; calcium ion binding
Source: RefSeq, a predicted model, not a curated record